Messenger RNA from Odontomachus brunneus, 3532 nucleotides. It is a transcript of the gene Dis3, whose product is annotated as exosome complex exonuclease RRP44. Gene Ontology annotation, biological process: rRNA catabolic process. Lineage: Eukaryota; Metazoa; Arthropoda; Insecta; Hymenoptera; Formicidae. The record is from RefSeq and is a predicted model, not a curated record. Gene Ontology annotation, molecular function: 3'-5'-RNA exonuclease activity; RNA binding; endonuclease activity. Gene Ontology annotation, cellular component: cytoplasmic exosome (RNase complex); nuclear exosome (RNase complex). Bases 117 to 3053 code for a protein of 978 amino acids. The transcript is spliced from 14 exons.
UUCUAAUCUCUAGCAAUACAUUUCGCUUAUGGUACAAACUUGCUAACGGUAUUAUAAGUUUCACACAGUUUCACACAUGGUUAUAAGUUUUAAUAAACACAUAUGUCUGUCUAAACAUGUUAACAACGAAGAUUUUUUUUAGAAAGACAAAGGGAGGGAAUAUAUUUAAGACUGUCAGAGAACAUUAUCUUAGAGAUGAUAUUUGCUGCGGCUUUAAAAUAUGUAAGAAGUGUAAAGGGAGACCUCAGGAUACGAUCCUAGACGAAGAAGAUGCUGGUGCAAAAUCUUCUUCAAUUCCAAUUCCUUAUUGUCUUGUACUUGAUACAAAUAUAAUUCUAGAUCAAAUAGAUAUAUUAGAAGAAGAUGUUAUUACCAAUGUAAUUAUUUUGCAAACUGUGUUGGAAGAAAUUCGGCAUAAAAGCUCCACAGUGUAUAAAAAAUUAAAAAAUAUUAUAGCAAAUGCAAAACGAAAAUUUUUUAUGUUUAUUAAUGAGCAUCAUAGAGAGACAUACAUUGAAAGAAAACCUGGUGAAAAAGCAAAUGAUCGUAAUGACAGAGCAAUAAGAGUUGCAGUUCAGUGGUAUAAUAAUCACUUAAAUUUUGACAAUCACAACAUAAAGAUUCUCUUAUUAACAGAUGAUGUAAAAAACAGAACACUUGCAGCUGAAGAUGGAAUAUUUGUUGCAUCAAUGGAAGAUUAUGUUGCAUCAUUGGAAAAUGCAAGUUUACUGUUGGAUAAAUUAUGUAAACGGUCUUAUACUUUAGACUCUCAAGGACCAGACUUGUUUCCCUGCCAUUUAGGACCUGCAGAAAUUCAUGAAGGAAUAUCAUCUGGCAAAUUAUUGCAAGGAACAUUCCUGGCAUCGAGAGAAAAUUUUCUCGAAGGAAACGUGAAUGUUGAAGGAAGGGAAAAAGCUUUAUUUGUACAAGGACGAACCAAUCUUAACAGGGCAGUAGAUGGUGAUAUAGUUGCAGUUGAACUCUUACCGGAUGAUCAUUGGUCAUCCCCUAGCGAAAUUGUUCUGCAGGAUGAAGAAGUUGCAGAUGCUGACGAUAUUCCAGAAGAUGAAAAAAUAUUUGCUAAACAGAAUAUAUCGAAAGCGAGAGAGAAAAUACCAACAGGCAAGAUUGUUGGUAUUAUUAGGAGGAAAUGGAGACAGUAUUGUGGAAUAUUGCAACCAGGUGCAAUUAAAGAUAACGUGAGACAUCUGUUUAUUCCGGCUGAGAGAAAAAUCCCGAAAAUAAGAAUAGAAACUAGACAAGCAGAGAUAUUAUGCAAGCAAAGAAUAAUUGUUGCAUUGGAUUCAUGGCCACGAAUGUCGAGAUAUCCACUUGGUCACUUCGUACGAGCACUCGGUAAUAUAGGAGACAAAGAGACAGAAAAUGAAGUAUUACUUUUGGAACACGAUGUUCCGCACAGCCAUUUUUCCGAUGCCGUCCUUAGUUUUCUUCCAAAGCUACCCUGGAUCAUUACAGAAGCAGACAUUGCACAAAGACAAGAUCUUCGACAUUUAGAUAUCUGUUCAGUGGAUCCGCCAGGUUGCACUGAUAUUGACGAUGCAUUACAUUGCAGAAAAUUACCAAACGGUAAUUACGAUGUAGGUGUACAUAUCGCGGAUGUGUCCCACUUCAUAAGACCAGGGACCGCGCUGGACAAGGAAGCGGCUUUACGCGCCACCACUGUCUAUCUUGUCGAUAAACGAAUCGAUAUGGUCCCAGAAUUGCUUAGCUCAAAUCUUUGUUCCUUGCGAGGUAAGGAGGAAAGAUUUGCAUUUUCUUGUAUGUGGGAGAUUGAUUCUCAUGCAAACAUAAUUGAUACAAAAUUUUGCAAAUCUAUCAUUUGUUCACGCCAAGCUAUGACAUAUGAAGAAGCACAAUUAAAAAUUGACGAUGCUGCUCAACAUGACGCUAUUGCAGUUUCAUUGAGAGGAUUAAAUAAAUUAGCGAAAAAGUUGAAAAAGAAACGUAUAGAGAAUGGUGCUUUAACUUUGGCAUCACCUGAGAUACGUUUCCAAGUGGACAGUGAGACGCACGAUCCUAUUGAUGUAGAAGCAAAGAAAUUGAGAGAGACUAAUUCUAUGGUAGAGGAAUUUAUGUUGCUUGCGAACAUUAGUGUUGCUGAGAAGAUAUUGGCAGAAUUUCCAGAAUGUGCUAUGUUAAGGAGACAUCCUGAACCACCACAAAGUAAUUUUGAACCAUUAAUUAAAGCUGCACGGAAUCAGGGUUUCACCAUAAACACAAAUACUGGUAAGGAAUUGGCGCAAUCGUUAGAAGAAACUAGAAAAGAAUCAAAUCCUUACUUUAAUACAAUGUUAAGAAUAUUAGCUACGCGAUGUAUGAUGCAAGCGGUAUAUUUCAUCAGUGGAAUGCAUCAACCGGAAGAAUAUACGCAUUAUGGAUUGGCAUGUCCCAUUUAUACACACUUUACAUCUCCUAUUCGAAGAUACGCGGAUAUAAUCGUUCACCGCUUGUUGGCUGUAUGUAUAGGCGCCGAUGCGACUUACGCAGAGUUAUUGGAUAAGAAGAAGAAUAAUUUAUUAUGCAAUAAUCUGAAUUAUCGAAAUCGAAUGGCUCAAUACGCCGGCCGAGCUUCAGUCGCGCUUCAUACACAUCUAUUCUUCCGUGGUAAAGUUCAGGAUGAAGAAGGAUAUAUUUUAUUUGUGCGAAAAAAUGCAUUACAAGUGCUCAUACCAAAAUAUGGUUUGGAAGGAACGCUUUAUCUAAAUAAACCGUCCGCCUCGUCUGUUACGUUUACGUACAAUCCAGAAGAUCAGUCUCAAACUUGUGGAGAUAUUGUAUUUCGAGCAUUUGAUCCUAUCGUCGUGCAAAUGAGUUUGGACAGUUCUAACGUUCAACAUGAAAAAUUAUUCUUUAAACUCGUAAAACCAGAUAUACCAGAUUUUAGCGUUCGUCCAUUAGAUGCAGAAGUUACUGAUAAUAGUGAAAAGGAUACUAUGAAAGAAAUAUUAAAACGUAAAGCAGAAGAGCAUCAAGAGUUCGGCAAAAUUAGUAAAAAGAAAACUGGGAAGAAGAAAAAGAAAAAGAAGAAUUAAUCUUUUUUAAAAAGAGAAUAUAAUAUUUUACAUAUGAUGUAAAAUAACAUAUAAUGAAAUAAUAAAUACACAUAUUGUUUUAUAAAAAUUAUAUUCUCUUACUAUAUAGUCAAACAUCAUUCACGAUUUACAAAAUCUUUACAAGACAAAAAAUUGUCAAUGUAUUAUUAGACGAUAUUCCUAUAGAAAAGAUUUAUAUAUACGAGUCUAAUAAUUUCUCCUUUUAAGUUAAUUAUCACAUAGACGAAUAUAAUAAUGAAUGAAAGAUUGAAAAUAAGAAAAAAUAAUUUUGAUUUCCUAAUAAUAACGAAAAUGAAAUUGCAUAUUUUAUGUACGUGUAAUUUUUGCAAUUAAAUAAAAAUUGCAUACUUUAUGUCGCAGUGUACAUAUAUUGCAAUAAAUAAGAUGUAAUAGUCUUCCUAGCACUUUAAAUAUAUCCUAUUCUAAUACUAAUAAAUAAAGUCUAACAUGUGCAAGUA